Blepharisma stoltei is the source of this 2402-nucleotide messenger RNA. The record is from the annotation of a GenBank genome assembly. Lineage: Eukaryota; Ciliophora; Heterotrichea; Heterotrichida; Blepharismidae.
AUGGUCCAAACAAGGAAAGCAAAAGAUAAAACUCCUCCACCUCCUACUAAAAAGGCAAAAAUAGAUGACAAAAAAUCUAAAGUGACUACUAAAGCUAAGGCUGCUAAAGAAGAUGAAGAAAAGAAAAAAGCCACAAAAGCCAAGCCAGUUGUCCAGUCAUCUUCCUCAGAUUCGGAUCAAUCACCUCCUCCUAAAGCCGCCCCAGCUGCAAAAGGAAAGAAAACGCCUCCACCAAAGCCAGCUAAAAAAGUCCCUGCAAAAAAAUCACCUUCACCACCUCCAGCCAAAAAAGAUUCAGCAACUACCAAAGAUCUCCCUGCAAAAAGAGGUAGAAAAGCUGCUAAAUCCCCUUCUCCUAGUCCUCCACCAUCUCCUAAGAAAGCAGACAAACCAGAUCCAGCUCCAGCUAAGCAGGAUGACUCAACUAUGGUAAAAACUAUUCGCAAAGGAAGAUGUGCGGUUGAUAAUAUUUGCCCAAAGGCCAAAGAUUGCCAUGUCUUUGAAGAGCCAACUAAAAUUUGGUCAGCAACUUUGAAUCAAACUGAUAUAAAAAUAAAUUUUUAUCUAAAAAUUCUAUAUGCCAUUUAUAGUUGGCUACUGCUUCGCUGUAGCUUGUUUUUUUAUUUAUUUAGGGAUUUUAUUAUUUAUUAUAAUUGGUAUAUUUUUUAUGAUUUUUUAAAAGAUUUUCUAUAAUUUCCUAUAAAAAACAAUGCAAAUAAAUAUUAUAUUAUUCAGCUCCUUCAGUCUGAUACUGCACAAAACCAAUAUUAUGUAUGGAAUAGAUGGGGAAGAGUGGGCUACCCAGGACAAAAUGCAUUAAAAGGUCCUAUGGGAGACCUAGAGAGAGCAAAAAAUGAAUAUUUAAGUAAAUUAAGAGACAAAACAAGAGGAGGUUAUAUUGAGCUAGAAAUUGUAUACGAUGAUGAAGAAGAAACAAAGGAAGAAGAAAAGCCAGCCAAAAAAGCUUUAAAAGAUAGUCAAGAAGAAGUAAAAACAGAAAGCAAGCUUGACAGACGUGUAAAAGACUUAAUCUUACUUGUUUAUUACUUAUUCAGUGUUUAACGUGUUUUUUUGAUUCCAUAACAGAACGUUAUACAAUUUUCAUAGAGAGCCUUUUAAAUCCAAACCUCUAAUUCAUGGGCAUUCAUAGGAUUCAUUACUAAGCUCUGUGCUUGACUUCUCCAUAUGUUCUGCCUCCUCGUGUGUGUCAAGCAGCAAAACCCUAUGCUUGCUAAAAUCCAAGAGCCAAAGCCUCUCACCUACGCAUUUAACCUUUCUAGCAAAUCUUGCCAAAGAUUGACUGGAAAAAAUGAACCCAUAAUAUAAAAAUUUUUUGAGGAUAGAAUAGUUUCACAUAGAACUAAUUCGAGCGAUGGCAUUUUAUGCAAAAAGACUUAAUCAACGUCAUUUUUGACUUAAAACAAAUCAACCUCGUACUAGCUGAAAUCGGCUACGAUGCCAAAAAAAUGCCACUUGGUAAGCUCUCCACAAACAACCUAAAACAAGGCUUAGAAGUUUUGAAAAAAAUCGAAAGCGUACUAGAAAAAAAAGAAAAAGGCAGCCUAGAGCAACUAUCAAGCCAAUUUUUCUCAUUAAUCCCUCACGAUUUCGGUUUCCAGCACAUGUCAAAUUUCACUAUCAAUAACAAAGAAAAAUUACAGCAAAAAAUUGCAAUGAUUGAGUCUUUGACUGACAUGAAAAUCGCCACAAAUAUUUUAGAAACUAAAAGUGUAGGAAACCCAGUAGACGAGCACUAUGCCAAGCUAAAAUGUGCAAUUCAGCCAAUAGAAAGAACUGACCCAGUAUUCCAACUUUUAAGCCAAUAUGUUCAGAAUACCCAUGCCCAAACCCAUAAUAACUAUGGACUAACAGUUUUGGACAUUUUCAGAUUGUCAAAAGAUGGGGAAGACGAAAGAUUUAACACAAAAAUUGGGAAUGAUAUGCUAUUGUGGCAUGGUAGCAGACUGACUAAUUGGGUAGGAAUUUUGUCACAAGGACUGAGAAUUGCUCCACCAGAGGCUCCAGCAACUGGAUAUAUGUUUGGAAAAGGGGUUUAUUUCGCUGAUAUGGUAAGUAAGUCUGCGAACUAUUGCUUUACGAGUAGAGAUAAUAAUAUCGGCUGUAUGCUGUUGUGCCAAGUAGCAAUAGGAACACCUUCAGAAAAGUUUUUUGCUGAUUAUAAUGCAGCUAAUUUGCCUGCAGGGUGCCACAGUACUAAAGGAUGUGGCAAAACUGCACCUCCUGAGACAAGUUAUGUAGACCUAGAAGGAUGCAAAGUGCCAGCCGGAGCAGGACAGCCUACUAAUACUCAAGGAUCGUUACUUUAUAAUGAGUUUAUUGUGUACGAUGUCGCUCAAGUCAAAAUGAAAUUCCUUUUCAAGAUGAGGUUCGACUAUAGAUAA